This is a messenger RNA of Aspergillus lentulus, 633 nucleotides long. Its product is annotated as putative thiol methyltransferase. Lineage: Eukaryota; Fungi; Ascomycota; Eurotiomycetes; Eurotiales; Aspergillaceae. Gene Ontology annotation, molecular function: S-adenosylmethionine-dependent methyltransferase activity. The record is from RefSeq and is a predicted model, not a curated record.
AUGUCGAACGACCCCAACCUCCCUUCCAGUAUCCCGGAAUUCAUAGCAAAAUACAAGGAAAAUUACGUUGAAGGAUGGGCUGAGCUCUGGAAUAAGAGUGGGGGUAAACCUCUCCCCUUUGACAGAGGAUUUCCCAACCCAGCAUUGGAGGAUACGUUGAUCGAGAAGCGCGAUAUCAUCGGUGACCCCAUUGGCCGAGGUGCGCAGGGCAACACCUACAGGAAGAAGGCGUUAGUCCCGGGGUGCGGAAGAGGUGUCGAUGUACUUCUCCUGGCCAGUUUCGGGUAUGACGCCUAUGGCCUGGAAUAUAGCGCUACUGCCGUUGAGGUGUGUAAAGAGGAACAGGCGAAGAAUGGGGAUAAGUAUCCCGUACGAGAUGCGGAGAUUGGGCAAGGCAAAAUCACAUUCGUGCAGGGUGAUUUCUUCAAGGAUACUUGGCUGGAGAAACUGCAAUUGCCUCGGAAUUCGUUCGAUUUGAUCUACGACUACACGUUCUUUUGCGCCUUGGACCCAUCAAUGCGUCCGCAAUGGGCGCUCAGGCACACCCAGCUUCUGGCAGAUUCGCCGCGUGGGCAUCUCAUUUGCCUUGAGUUUCCAAGGCACAAGGAUACGUCACUACAGGGCCCUCCAUGA